Messenger RNA from Sabethes cyaneus, 2366 nucleotides. RefSeq lists its product as uncharacterized. The transcript is spliced from 4 exons. NCBI's taxonomy places the organism in Eukaryota, Metazoa, Arthropoda, Insecta, Diptera, Culicidae. The coding region runs from base 225 to 2207 and encodes 660 amino acids. The record is from RefSeq and is a predicted model, not a curated record.
AAAGUGUUACUUUGUCAGACUCAUUUGGAAGCUAGUGUUUAUCCUAAAAUUGGAUAGUGUUCUAGCUUCGUUAGAACCAAGAAACGAAUAUACAUCCGCCCUGAAGACUACAUUGCCAAUCAACGAAUCCUAAUCAGUGCCUGGUGUGCUGCAACGGGUAACUGCAAUCUAAUCAACCAACCAAUUCCAAGCCCGUUGAAAAUAACCCUGAUUUUCACUGCGAAAUGCCAGAGACAUUUGAACAGUCCUUAGACGUGUGCCGACUGGAGUUCAAUAGCCUCAAGAGGUUUAAGCGCAAACUUGAUGAGAACGAUGAAUACAUAGAUGUAACUGGAUGUCCUCCGGCGAAGAGGGCAAACAUAGAUUUAAUUGGGGGCUCCCCGGAAAAGCCAGCAUCGAUAGAUCGAUAUCCACCGAAAAACCUGUCAUUCUCAAUAGACCAAUCUCCUUCGAAAAAGAUUUACUACGACCAUAUAGGGAGUGAGUUCGAUGGAGGGGGAUUUUUCGACCGGGACGAUCUGGACGACGAAGACGAUAGGGACGGUUUGGUGAUCGAUUGCAGACUCAACGAAAGCUGGGAGAAAAAGACUGACAAUGGAAUCUCUCAUGACGAGCGAAUAAGUAACGGUCCCGAUCUAACCGAACCGGAAGUUGUGGUUAAUUUGAACGUAGUGGAUGUUGAAGUCGUUGGCAGCGAGCCGAUCGAUGUAGAGGCUCUUUAUCCGGAUGAAAAUUUGACGGUCACUGAACCGUGUAACUUAGUGAAUACUAAAGUGAUUUACGAUGAAUCGAUAGAUGUGGAGAAACUUUAUCCGGAAGUAACCGUGACCGGGUGUAGUUCGGUCUCUAUUAGUGAACCAAUAAACUUAGUGGAUACUAAAGUGGUUUAUAACGAACCGAUCGAUGUAGAGAAACUUUAUCCGAAAGUAACCGUGCCCGCGUGUAACUCUGUCUCUAUUGCUGAAACGAUAAACUUAGUGGAUACUAAAGUGGUAAACAACGAGCCGAUCGAUGUAGAGCAACUUUAUCCUGAGACUGAGACUUCACCGGACUGUAGACCAGUAGCAAACAACACAAUGUCGUAUAGUUUCCCAGAUCGGUCGAGAAGUAGUACUCGGGAAAGCAACCUGUCCGCUGUGCCAUCGACUAGCUACCAUUCGCGCAGAAACGCGGCUUCUAGUCAACCUAUUAGAAACUUGCCGUACAACUGGAACAAUACGGAAACGUGCCUUCCCCCUCAGUUUGGAUUCGGUCCAACGUAUCUGUGUAAGUCUUUUGGUUCCAAAGAGAAAUAUCCUCCGGAAUACUAUGCGACCCUCAAUGCGCACGCACGAAUGAUGGAGGCGAUGUCACCGGACGAACUAAAACGAUAUGCCAGAUUAAUCCUAAGUUCAACCCCUAUUCCGGAACAUACAGGGCCCCCACCGACCGCUUUCCGUCCGAGGUUGGUACCGGUGAAGCUGCAUCCAAGUAUCUUCAAAAUUCAUCAACAACAGCAGUCACGUGAGGUGCCGCCAGUAAAGCAGCAUCCAAGUAUCUCCAGCAUGCAUCAACCUCAGCAGUCACGUGCGCUACCAAAAAGUCAACCUUAUCCUUUUGCGCCAGCAGCAGUUCCCCGGCAAACACCAGCAUCACAACCGCCGCCAUCAGUAUCACAGCCACUGAAGGCACCACCGAUCGCCGCAAAAAUGCCUAGAAAAAUGCAAUCACAGAAAGCACCUGAUUCUUCUGCUUCAGCAGUAGCAUCACGACGUCAACAACAACAACAAGCAGCAUUCAGCAGCAUCUAUGAAAGGAAUCACCAAACGAUGGCGGAGCAUAUCAAUCAGGUGAUUAAUGAGUUUUUCGAUCACCGUCGGAAUGAGGUGUUUAACUUGGUAAAGAUGUGCACCACUCGUAACGUAUACAGCAUGGAUUUCCUGAUUGAAAAGUUGGGUCAUUUACGGGUCUCUGUAAACCGCGAUUAUGUAAGGAUGGCCGAAACUAUGAUAGAACGCUACAGGUACCGAUACCGGCCGGGGGUACCACGCUGUUGGGUGGAGCCGGCGACACAGGCGCAGGACUUUCAGGAUUACUUUGAGAAGGUCUUUGAAUACCAGCCAAAAGCGGAGGAAAUGCUUGGAAUCUACAAAGUGGUAAUCGAAGGCUUGUUACAGCAAUAUCGCGGUUCGAUUGAACACUUUCUUACAUCGAACCUGGAACGAUAGUGGACGAAAUUGACCUCGAAAAUAUGCGCUUUCGAACUUCAUAUCGAGUAGGUACUUUAUAUUGAAAAGUGUGUUUUAUCUGAUAGCUUCUAGAUAAGUGCAAAAAUAGAUGUGAUAUUGCUUCUAAGACUAAAAAACUGUUUUAAAUGUAAAUCAAAG